ACUUUGUGAAAAUCAAACAACUUCAUCUUCUUCAAUUUGGAGCCCUUCUUCUUCAGUCAAACGAAUCUCUCUUCUUCUUCCUUAGCGGUCAUAUCCUAAUCGCCGCUGAAAAUCGCCUGAGAUGUCUACCGAUAACUCGAGGGAAGUUAGCCGGAAACGCAGCCUCGGCGCGGACGCGUCCAAUCGGAAGGAAGCCCUAGAGCGGCUAAAAGCUAUUCGGCAAGGAGGACUCCGUAACGGUGGUGGUUACGAUAUUAGGCUGGAAGAGCCUAUUUACGAUACAUUCGGUGAUGAAGAGUACCAAACCCUUGUUUCCCGACGGCGUGAGGAAGCUCGCGGUUUUGUAGUCAACGAUGAGGAAGGUGGCGAUUUGGGAUAUGUCGACGAAGGUGAAGAGGAGGAUUGGUCGAAGCCCAGUGGAUUAGAGUCGAGUGAUGAUGAAUCGGACGAUGGUGGUGAGAGGAGGAGGAAGAGUGAGAAGAUUAAGAAGAAGAAGGUGAAUGUGUCGCUUAAGGCUGCGGCUACUAUUACAGGUGAAGGGAGACUUUCUUCAAUGUUUACGAGUUCGAGUUUUAAGAAGGGUAAAGAGAUUGAUAAGGUUAAAUCUGAGGGUAUUCUUGAUGAGGUAUUAGCUGAGUUUACUCCUGAUGAUAUUGAUAGAGAAAGGCAUAAGCGAAGGAAACUACCAGCUACAUUGAAUAAGAAUCUGGUUCAUGUUACCUCGAGAAUGGAUUCGGAAUCCACAGUAGUAUCGAUUGUUUCCAUGGGGAAAGAGUUGAUUGAAGAGGAAGUAGUGACAGAGUUUGUUGAAGUCAUCCCUCAGAAUGAUUCUAGACAAAGUGAUGUCAGUGGCAAUGAGGUAUUUACAUUGAAUGCAGCUAUUGAUAUGAAAGAAAAGGAUCCGGCUUUAAGUGCCACUGCUGCUUGGAAGGAAGCUAUGGGAAAAGGUGGAACUGAGAAUGAGGUUCCAUUUGGUUCUGAUUGUGAAUGUCAAACGGAAUUUGAUUUGGAUGCUGAUGGAUCACUUCGUUUUUACAUUAUUGACGCUUAUGAGGAGGCUUUUGGUGCUAGUAUGGGUACAAUACAUCUGUUUGGGAAGGUUAAAAUAGGAGAUACGUACAAGAGUUGCUGUGUGGUAGUUAAGAAUAUCCAGAGAUGUGUUUACGCUAUUCCAAAUGAUUCUAUAUUUCCUUCCCAUGAACUAAUGACGCUUGAGCAAGAGGUGAAAGAGUCUCGACUUUCUCCUGAAUCCUUCCGAGGGAAGUUACAUGAAAUGGCAUCAAAACUGAAGAAGGAAAUUUCCCAGCAAUUGUUACAACUCAAUGUUUCAAAUUAUAGCAUGGCAAUUGUCAAGAGAAACUAUGCAUUUGACAGGCCUGAUGUGCCUGCUGGGGAACAAUAUGUUUUGAAGAUUAAUUAUCCGUUUAAGGAUCCUCCACUUCCAGAAGACCUUAAAGGGGAAUCUUUUUGCGCUGUGCUCGGCUCUCACACCAGUGCGUUGGAGCUUUUUGUCCUUAAAAGGAAGAUCAUGGGACCUUCUUGGCUUAAAAUUUCAAUAUUUUCUGCCACUUCACCAUCUCAACGAGUGAGCUGGUGCAAGUUUGAGAUUACUGUUGAAUCUCCCAAGGUUAUCACCGUUUCAGUUCCGGAGGAAAAAACGGUUCAUCCUCCUGCUGUCGUUACAGCCAUUAACUUAAAGACUAUAGUCAAUGAAAAGCAGAACAUCAGCGAAAUUGUCUCUGCGUCUGUUCUCUGCUUUCAUAACGCCAAGAUUGAUGUUCCAAUGCCAGGUCCAGAAAGAAAGCGAUCUGGUGUUCUGAGUCAUUUCACUGUAGUCAGGAAUCCUGAAGGAACCGGCUACCCAAUUGGUUGGAAAAAAGAAGUGGUUGACAGAAAUUCAAAGAACGGCUGCAGUGUUUUAAGUUUUGAAAACAGUGAAAGAGCAUUGCUGAACCGAUUGUUUCUGGAGUUGAACAAAUUGGACAGUGAUAUUCUUGUGGGACAUAAUAUAUCAGGUUUUGAUCUGGAUGUCCUUCUCCAAAGAGCUCAGGCUUGCAAAGUUUUGAGUAGCAUGUGGUCCAAAAUUGGCCGUCUUAAACGCUCUUUCAUGCCUAAGCUUAAAGGGAACACUAAUUUUGGAUCCGGAGCUACACCAGGGCUUAUGUCUUGCAUUGCUGGAAGACUCUUAUGUGAUACAGAUCUAUGUUCUCGUGACUUGUUGAAGCAGGUCAGUUAUUCAUUAACAGACCUUGCAAAGACACAGCUGAACCGGGACAGAAAAGAGAUAUCGCCUAAUGAUAUUCCCAAAAUGUUUCAGUCAUCUAAAACACUUGUGGAACUUAUUGAAUGUGGUGAGACAGAUGCAUGGUUAUCCAUGGAGCUCAUGUUUCAUCUUAGCGUUCUUCCUCUCACUCUCCAGCUUACCAACAUAAGUGGCAAUCUCUGGGGUAAAACUCUUCAGGGAGCCAGGGCGCAAAGAAAUGAAUACUACUUACUACAUACAUUCCACUCGAAAAAGUAUAUUCUCCCAGACAAACUUUCGCAACAUAUCAAGGAAAGAAAGUCAUCAAAUAGAAGAAUCAAUCAUGGUCCAGAAGACCACAGUUUAGAUGAAUUGGAUGUUGACUUGGCUUCGGAAAAUGAUCCGUCUAAGGACAACAAAACAAAGAAGGGUCCAGCCUACGCUGGUGGAUUGGUCUUGGAGCCAAAGAAAGGCCUAUAUGACAAAUAUGUGUUGCUUCUCGAUUUCAGUAGUCUUUACCCGUCUAUUAUACAGGAAUAUAAUAUCUGUUUCACGACUAUACCACGAUCAGAAGACGGAGUUCCUCGUUUACCUUCUAGUCAGACACCUGGAAUUCUUCCAAAGUUGAUGGAACAUUUGGUCAGUAUAAGGAAAUCCGUCAAACUAAAGAUGAAGAAGGAAACAGGUCUCAAGUGCCGAGAGCUUGACAUUCGGCAGGAUGCAUUAAAGCUCACAGCCAAUAGUUUGUACGGAUAUCUUGGGUUUUCUAAUUCAAGAUUCUACGCUAAGCCUCUAGCAGAGCUCAUAACACUACAGGGAAGGGAGAUCCUGCAAAGAACCGUUGAUCUUGUCCAGAAUCAUCUAAACCUAGAGGUGAUUUAUGGUGACACAGAUUCAAUCAUGAUUCACAGUGGACUAGAUGAUAUUGAAGAGGUCAAAGCCAUUGGUGCAAAAGUCAUCCAAGAGGUCAAUAAGAAGUAUAGAUGUCUGAAGAUUGAAUGUGAUGGCAUAUAUAAGAGAAUGCUUCUUCUUAGGAAAAAGAAGUAUGCCGCCAUCAAGUUGCAGUUCAAGGACGGGAAGAUUUGCGAGGACAUUGAAAGGAAAGGUGUGGACAUGGUUCGUCGAGAUUGGAGCUUGCUCUCCAAGGAAAUUGGAGAUUUAUGCUUGGCUAAAAUCUUGUAUGGAGGGUCGUGUGAGGAUGUUGUUGAAGCAAUUCAUACCGAACUUGUGAAGAUAAAAGAGGAAAUGAGAAAUGGGCAAGUUGCACUUGAGAAGUAUGUCAUCACCAAGGCAUUGACUAAGUCACCCGAAGCUUAUCCAGAUUCCAAAAGCCAACCACACGUUCAGGUCGCCCUCAGAAUGAGGCAACGUGGUUAUAAAGAAGGUUUCAGUGCUAAGAAUACCGUACCGUAUAUUAUCUGCUAUGAACAGGGUAAUACUAGUUUAGCAAGCUCAGCAGGGAUUGCUGAACGUGCUAGGCAUCCUGAUGAGGUGAAAUCAGACGACAGCAGAUGGUUGGUUGACAUAGAUUAUUACUUGGCACAGCAGAUUCAUCCAGUGGUAUCUCGUUUAUGCGCAGAGAUUCAGGGCACAAGUCCUGAGAGAUUAGCCGAGUGUUUAGGACUUGACCCAUCAAAGUAUCGAAGCAGAUCAAACGUUACUACGGGCAGUGAUCCUUCUACAUCUCUCUUGUUUGCUACAAGCGAGCAAGAAAGAUAUAAAAGCUGUGAGCCAUUAGCAUUAGCAUGCCCUAGCUGCUCAGCUGCUUUCACCUGUCCAUCGAUUACUAGCUCAGUUUGUGCGCCGAUCAGUUACAAAACUGAAACAGAGGAAUCUGAUUCUAUAUUCUGGCUUAAACUGCAUUGCCCGAAAUGCGAAGCAGAAGGUAGCACAAGAAGAAUAUCCCCUGCAAUGAUAGCUAACCAGGUGAAAAGGCAGAUUGAUGGGUUUGUGUCAAUGUACUACAAAGGCAUAAUGAUGUGUGACGAUGAGUCUUGCAAAUACACAACACGCAGCCCCAACUUUCGUCUGCUCGGUGACCGUGAACGGGGAACAGUUUGCCCAAACUAUCCUAAUUGUAAUGGAACCCUCUUAAGAAAGUACACUGAAGCAGACUUGUACAGGCAGCUAUCAUACUUUUGCCACAUCUUAGACACACAAUGCUCUCUAGAAAAGCAGAUGGAUGUUGGUGUCAGAAUUCAAGUAGAGAAAGCAAUGACGAAGAUAAGACCUGCGGUUGAGUCAGCAGCAUCCAUGGCUCGAAGUAUACGAGACCGGUGUGCGUACGGAUGGCUGCAACUGACAGACAUAGCCAUUUGAUAGUUGUAAAUUUGUAAUAACCAAUUCAUGUAGUUAAAAUUAUAUCAUCUUUUGACAUCAUUAGAAUUUAUAAAUCAUGCUACUCAUUUUGUCUAGUGUUGGACUUGCUCCUUUGUUGCUCCCCAUCCAUCCAUAUACUACUGUAUUUUACAAGUGAUACUGAUCAAGAAAAAGAAGUUAAGACUCAA
Molecule: messenger RNA, 4749 nt
Organism: Capsella rubella
Lineage: Eukaryota; Viridiplantae; Streptophyta; Magnoliopsida; Brassicales; Brassicaceae
Product: DNA polymerase alpha catalytic subunit
Exons: 30
Coding region: 122-4561 (1479 amino acids)
Biological process (GO): leading strand elongation; mitotic DNA replication initiation; lagging strand elongation
Cellular component (GO): alpha DNA polymerase:primase complex
Molecular function (GO): purine nucleotide binding; chromatin binding; DNA replication origin binding
Source: RefSeq, a predicted model, not a curated record